UCUUGGACUUUGGAAAAUUGUGGCAAAGUUCCAGAGCAACCCACAGGAGAGCUUCUCUGCAAAUUUCGAGGUCAAAGAAUAUGUGCUCCCCAGCUUUGAGGUCAAGCUCUCUUCCCUGAGACCUUUCUUCUACGUAGACAGUGAGACUUUGGAAAUUAACAUUAGAGCCAGGUAUCUUUUUGGUCAAGAAGUGAAUGGGAAUGCCUAUGUAGUGUUUGGGAUCAUCGACCAAGGCCAGAAGAAGAGCCUCCCUGACUCUCUAUCUCAAGUUCCGAUUGAGAACGGAGAAGGAAACGUUGUGUUGAAGAGGGAACAGAUCACAAAAACCUUUCCAGAUAUCAAUCAGCUUGUGGGCUCCUCCAUCUUUGUUUCUGUUAGCGUGCUGACAGACAGUGGCAGUGAGAUGGUGGAGGCAGAGCUCAGAGGCAUCCAAGUCGUAACAUCUCCUUACACCAUCACGUUUAAAAAAACUCCAAAAUAUUUUAAACCUGGGAUGCCCUUUGAUGUGGUGGUUGAAGUUUUAAAUCCAGAUGAAAGUCCAGCAGAAAACAUCCCAGUGGUUGUAACACCUGGUCAUGUAAGAGGCUUUACUGCAGCCAAGGGCAUGGCGAGGCUGACCAUCAAUAUAGUAACACAGGAUCAUGGACAACUAAUCAUUGCAAAGACUGACGAUCCAAACACUUCACUUGAAAGACAAGCUGAAGCCACAAUGGAGGCAAAGCAAUACACUACUAACAGCAGGACCUACAUCCAAAUUGGUAUAGACACACCUGAAGUCAAAUUAGGUGAUAACCUGAAAAUCAACCUAAUUCUGAACAAGCCGACAAGUGGAAGCAAAGACAUCACUUAUCUGAUCACAAGCAGAGGUCAACUGGUGCAAUUUGGACGCUAUAAAACAAUAGGCCAAGUGUUGAUCUCCCUUAUAGUUCCCGUUACCAAAGAGAUGCUCCCAUCUUUCCGGAUCGUUGCCUUCUACCAUCCCAGCGAUAAUGAAGUGGUGUCAGACUCCGUUUGGGUGGAUGUUAAAGAUUCGUGCAUAGGCUCGCUGAAAUUAGAGCCAAGAGGACCUGCUGCUGUCUAUGAGCCCCGUGACGGGUUUGGUUUAAAGGUCUCUGGAGUUCCAGGUGCCACCGUGGGACUGGUGGCUGUAAACAAAGGUGUUUACGUCCUAAACAGCAAACGCCGGCUCACACAGAAAAAAAUUUGGGAUGAAGUGGAGAAGUAUGACACUGGCUGCACUCCUGGUGGAGGGAAGGAUGGCUUGAGUGUGUUCUAUGAUGCUGGGCUGUUAUUUGAGUCCAGUACUGCAUCAGGAACAGCUUACAGACAAGGUAAGCACAAUUUUCCUAUGUCAGUGAACAUUUUAUGCAAAGUAAAGUCACUUGAGAUUCAAAAUCUUGAAUUGUUUCAAGUUUGAAGGUUGAUACAACUC
Oryzias melastigma (Indian medaka) is the source of this 1432-nucleotide messenger RNA. RefSeq names its product complement C3. The record is from RefSeq and is a predicted model, not a curated record. Lineage: Eukaryota; Metazoa; Chordata; Actinopteri; Beloniformes; Adrianichthyidae.